Molecule: messenger RNA, 1826 nt
Organism: Ceratina calcarata
Lineage: Eukaryota; Metazoa; Arthropoda; Insecta; Hymenoptera; Apidae
Exons: 3
Coding region: 363-797 (144 amino acids)
Biological process (GO): regulation of synaptic transmission, cholinergic; positive regulation of voltage-gated potassium channel activity; sleep
Source: RefSeq, a predicted model, not a curated record
CGCUGUUAAUGGUAACCCGCGCGCAAUCACGUAUUCACGGUGGUGUAAGCAUAUCGUCGCCUUAGCUCUGCGGGCUUGCGCUGCAAUCGCGUCGCGUCGACGACGAGCAGUGCUUCAGCAACUGUCGAGGCCGAAUGGUUGGCCUCGUCAACCCUUGAAUAAUAUCCAUCUCUCUCUCUCUCUCUCUUUCUCUCUAUUUCUCUCUCGCUCCUCCUCCUCCUCAUCCUUUUCCCCUACGCGUCGGGGUGCAUCUACGUUGAAUCGGACCGCUGCAAGUCGCGUGCGAACACGGAGUGACCUACGAGAGGAACCGGCACUUUGAUCGUUGAAUUCGAAGGACAAGUGUCAAGAAGGAUUUCAACAUGAGACGAUUGGUUCUCGGCCUUUGCCUACUGUUCGUUCUCGGUUUUUACGGUAUACACGGUUUGCAAUGUUAUCUUUGCAACAGCCACAACGAUAGCCGAUGCGCCGACGACCAUCCACCCGAUGCUCUAAAGAAGGAUUGUUCCGACCUCAAGGACGGCGCGAAAUACACCAUGUGCCGAAAGAUUACGCAAGUCAUUGAGUUUAGCGUUAACGGACUACCGCCUGACACCCGAGUGAUAAGAGGCUGCGGAUGGGACGAAUCGAACUACAAAGGGAAAUGCUACCAGAGAAGCGGUUUCGGCGGCCGUCAGGAAGUCUGCUCGUGUCUGGAGGACUAUUGCAACGCGGCAACGCCGAACGUUCCGGUGUCGACGUCGUUGAUCAUUUCAUGCGUCCUCGCCAGUGUUUUUCUAAUAUUCAUCCGUAAUUAAAUCGAGUUUAACACAGCCAAACAAAACAGAAAGUUAACAUAAUCCCGACCAGACGAGGAGAUGCGUUCGAGAUCGAUUAGAGUUAGGAGGUUCGAUCUUUUUACCAUUGUCAAGAAACGAAUGUAUACACGUUUUCCAUGAUCGAUUACUUGUUACACACUUAUCAGACGAAAUGUAUGUAGAAAAAUUGAAAGAAUGUAUUAGGUGUUUGAAGAAGCGGUAGAUUUCGUGUUGCAAAAAUGGAGACUGGUGAUCUCGAAAGACAGAAGGAAUGAGUUAAUGGGAAUAUGUUUUAAUCCAGAAUUCUAGAGACAGUGCAGUGGCUUCCUACUGUCCAUUGGUUCAAGAAUAUAGUAGUUUUAGAAACGCACGUUAACCCUGACUACCAGAACGUUUUACAGCAAAAUGUGCCAUGAACAGUGGAGAGGAACGACAAUCUGAGUACUCUAAAGUUAGGAGCCUCGAUUUUAAUUGUUGUUAGCGGAUUUUACGAAUUGCUUUAUACGGACAAAAAUACUAACGGACUAAAUGUUAAAAAUUGAUUAUGAUCAUAUAUCGCGAGUCUUGUAUGAUAAAAGAAUAAUGGAUUUUUCUAAUUGACAAAAAUGAAAGUCUGCGGACCAGUUGUUCCAGAUGGAAGAUCGAAUAUUCUGUCGGAGAGUAAUUAAAUAUUUGCUGUGAAACGACGCCUGGGACUCGGGGAACGCUAUGACUUUUGGUACUUUCUGCGAAAACGUCGAACAGCUUGUCGACCGCUCCUCGAUCGUUCAUUAAUAAUUACCUACUAUCAUUGGAGAUAUCCAAUUUAGGUGCUGAAAAAGGUGUGGCGAGACGACGUCACAUUGUGUUCACUUGACAAUUUUUCUGCGUAGAGCUUAAGAAUGAUAUUACACACACGUAACGAUUUACGCAACUUGUUGAAAGUCUAUAUGUUGUGACCACGUUCGCGAUGAAGAGGAGAGGAAUAUCUGUAACGAUAUGUUCUCGUGGCAAACGGGAAAAAUAUAUCAGGGUUGCCGUUGCGGAGAA